Molecule: messenger RNA, 1595 nt
Organism: Panicum virgatum (switchgrass)
Lineage: Eukaryota; Viridiplantae; Streptophyta; Magnoliopsida; Poales; Poaceae
Product: polynucleotide 5'-hydroxyl-kinase NOL9-like
Exons: 9
Coding region: 205-1359 (384 amino acids)
Biological process (GO): cleavage in ITS2 between 5.8S rRNA and LSU-rRNA of tricistronic rRNA transcript (SSU-rRNA, 5.8S rRNA, LSU-rRNA)
Cellular component (GO): nucleus
Molecular function (GO): polynucleotide 5'-hydroxyl-kinase activity
Source: RefSeq, a predicted model, not a curated record
CCGACUAGUGGGCAGCUGGGCGCCGCUGUUCUCCCUACACGCGGACCUCGCCGUCUCCACCUCGUACAGUCCCACCCCGCCGUACAGCCGGCCGAAACUUGCACCACCUCGUCGCAACCAGCAUGACCCUCGGAUAUUUAAGCACUCCUCAAGUCCCCGGCGAGGGUCGCAUGUGUGAGUGGAAGAGGCCAGAGGGUGAGAUUGAUGGAUACGGGAGGCGGCUGCAGCGCCGCCGCUGCCGGAGUGGAGGAGGAAGCGGCGCAGAGGGAGCGGGAAUGGGAGGAGGCCGCGGAGGCGGUGGCGUACGACUCCUGCACCUGUCCGCCGCCCAUCGUCGCGGUGUGCGGCCCGGGUAACAGCGGCAAGUCCGCCUUCUCCCGCAUCAUGCUCAACACCCUCAUCGCAAGGUACAGAAAUGUCGGAUACCUGGAUAUUGAUGUUGGUCAGCCUGAAUUCACUCCUCCAGGGUUUGUGUCACUUCAUGUAUUUGAGGAACAGACUAAAGAUUUGACAAUUCUGUAUCUGCGCAAUCCAAAGAGGUGCUUCUUUUUCGGCGAUGCCUGUGCAAAAAGAAACCCAAAACUUUUCUUGACCUACAUAUUUGACCUUUAUGACUAUUUCCUCAAAGAGUUCUAUUGCUUUCGUGAUGUUGAUAAUCCCAAGAAAUCAGCUAUACCACUUGUUAUCAAUACAUCAGGAUGGAUAAAAGGUACUGGGCUUCAUGUGCUAACUGAGAUGUUGAAAUAUGUAUCCCCAACUCAUGUUAUUCGGGUAUCUACAACAGUAGAGCAUAAAAAUUUACCAUGUGGAACGUUUUGGAUGAAUAAAUUUGAUGAAUCUCCACCUGUUAAUUUAUUCAAAAUUCGUGCAGCACAUAAUUCUCCUUGCAGUUUGUUAGUAAAGAAAGAGGCAAGGAUUAUUCGAGAACUCAGGCUGACCGCUUACUUCAGGCAGUGCUUACCUAGAGACUUCAACAUCUUCAGUUUGAGUGAUUUAAUUCAAGGCUUUGCUUCUGUACAUCCGUUUCAACUUCAUCUGUCAAAAAUACAUGUUAUUGAUCUACACUGCCAGGUUUCUCGAACUGAUGCGCAUCACUUCUUGAAUGGUACAAUUGUUGGUCUUUCAACCAGUGCCUCUCCUCCUCUAUCAACUGAAAGUUCCACUCCUUGCUGCAUUGGACUGGGGUUUAUCAGAGCUGUAGAAAUUUCAGAAGACUGCAUUCAUUUGAUCACACCAAUUUCUCACAAGCUCAUGGAAAAGGUCGACAUCAUUUUUCAAAGCUGUAUUGCAGCUCCUAGUUGCCUCUUGCAGGUGUCUGGUAUAUUAAGCGACAUAACAGACAGGCUGCUGAAGAUCUAGAUCUUCGAAUAUGCUUACAAAUAUAAUCAUUAGGGAUGGAAACUGUACAAUUAUUAGUUGUGGCAAUGAACAAUCAAAAUAGAGAUGCCAGAAACCAGUACACCUUUAACCUGUAUGGAAUAUGAGUUUCAUCAUGUAUUAGCUGAAUUCACCUGAAGAGUAAAGAGAUUUGAGAUUUGAUGUUACAAUCAUACAGCACAAAAUGGUACCUAAAAAUAUCGUUUUUUGCUGGUUAA